GCAGAGCCCAAGGCCCGGGGCGGAGCUUGGCCGCGGCACAGGGUGGCUCGGCGUUCAGGUGGCUCCUCCUCUGCGUCUCCGGAUCCCCGGCCGCGCCGGGCACCGUGCCGGCUUCCAAGGGAGCGCCUUUGGGCCGGGCUCGGGGAGCCCGCGACGGCCGCCGCGCGUCUGGGUCCAUUAUUUCGCUUCUCGGUCUCUUCCAGGCAGGUGCCGCAGGCGCGCGGGUCCUCACGUGCCACCGCGGCGGCUGCAACUCUGGGACCCGCGGGCGCGCAGCGGGAGAUGAAGCACCUGAAGUCGUGGUGGUCGGCCGGCGGCGGCCUCCUGCAUCUCACCAUCCUGCUGAGCUUGGCCGGGCUCCAGGUAGACCUGGACCUCUACCUGCUGCUAUCGCCCCCCACCCUGCUCCGGGAUGAGCUGCUGCUGCUGGGCAGCCCGGCCAGCUCCGCCCACGCGCUCAGCCCCUUCCCUGCCUCGGGAGAGUGGGGGCGCGCGGACAGGCUGCACCCCAAGGGCCUGGUGCCGGACCCCCCAGGGGCGCCCGAGGGUCGGCUGCUCCGGGAGGUGCGCGCGCUCGGGGUCCCCUUCAUCCCCCGCAUCCGGGUGGAUGCGUGGCUGGUGCACUGCGUGGCGGCGGGGGACGCGGACUCGGCCCACGGACUGCUGGGCGCCGCUGUCUCGUCAGCGGGAGGAGUCGCCGGCGCCAGCUUGGACGGCGGCGGCCAAGCUGCGCAGGGGGGCAGCGGGGACCCCCGAGGUACUCCGAGUAGCCCCUUGGCCGCCGAGGAGAAGAAGGAACCUGCCGAACCGACGGCUCAGGUGCCGGACGCCGGCGGAUGCGCGAGCGAGGAGAAUGAGGUACUAAAAGAGAAGUGUGAAGCUGCAGAUCACAAUUCACAGCAUGAAGAAAGUGUGUCAGCCAGGAAGGAGAAAUCACUACAACAGAACAAUGAAGAUGAAAACAAAAUAGCAGAUAAAGCUGACUGGGAGGCAGAAGAGACCACUGAAUCUAUACAUGAGAGACAUCUAAAUGGGACAGAUACAUCUUUCUCUCUGGAAGACUUACUCCAGUUACUUUCAUCACAGCCUGAAAACUCACUAGAGGGCAUCUCACUGGGUGAUACUCCUCCUCUUCUAGGCACUAUCAACGAUGGCAUGAAUUCUUCAGCACAUUCGAAUGUAAACUUUAGCCAGGCUAUAAGUCACGACGUGAACCUUCAUGAGGCCAUGUUGUUGUGUCCAAACAAUACAUUUAGAAGAGAUCCAGUAGCAAGGACUUCACAGGCACAAGAAGCAUUUCUGCAGUUAACGUCUCAUACUAUCAAUCCUGAGCAAACCCUUUCUGUAACUAAUUUGCCAGGAUAUCUCCCACCUGCUGACAAUCAGACAAGGACUCUGACAAGCCAGGACCUACUAUAUGAUCUUGACGUAAACAUAUUUGAUGAGAUAAACUUGAUGUCAUUGGCCACAGAGGAAGGUUUUGACCCAAUGGAAGUUGCCCAGCUUUUUGAAAAACCAGAUUGUGAUUCUGGCCUUUCUUUAAAUUCAAGUCACAAUAGCACCUCUGUCACCAAGUCUAAUUCUUUUCACUCUAUGUAUGACGAAGGAGGUGCUAUAGGUUAUAACAGUGACCUUGACUCUCUUUCCCAUCAUAACUUAGAAGGGGCUGUAGGAGGCUACUACACAGAACCCAGUAAGCUUUGUCAUGUGGACCAUAGGAGUGUUUCUAGUUUCCAUGGCAAUCUUUUGUUUCAACACGUAUUUCAUAACCACACUUACCACUUACUGCCAAGUGCACCAGAAUCCACUUCUGAAUCUUUUUCAUGGCCUGUGAAAUCACAGAAAAUGAGUAGGCACCUCAAUGACACAGAUAGAAACUUGAGUCGUGAUGAACGGCGUGCUAAAGCUUUACACAUCCCUUUUUCUGUAGAUGAAAUUGUCCGUAUGCCUGUUGAUUCUUUCAACAGCAUGUUAAGUAGGUACUAUCUGACAGACCUACAAGUCUCGCUCAUCCGUGAUAUCAGACGAAGAGGGAAAAAUAAAGUGGCUGCUCAGAACUGUCGUAAACGCAAAUUAGACAUAAUUUUGAAUCUAGAAGAUGAUGUAUGUAAUUUGCAAGCAAAGAAGGAAACCCUUAAGAGAGAGCGAGCCCAAUGUAACAAAGCUAUUAACAUAAUGAAACAAAAACUGCAUAUCCUUUAUCAUGAUAUUUUCAGUAGGUUAAGAGAUGAGCAAGGCAGGCCUGUUAAUCCAAACCAGUAUACUCUUCAGUGCAGCCAUGAUGGAAGUGUUUUGAUUGUACCCAAAGAACUGGUGCCCUCAGGUCACAGAAAGGAAAACCAAAAGGGACAGAGAAAAAGUGAGAAAAGGAACUGAAGAUGGACUCCAUUAUGUAGACAAAGUACUACUCAAAAACUGCUUAUCUGGAUCACAAACCAUUAUAAUCAACAUUAAGUAUUGGUACUUGAAGUGCUCAGUUAAGGCUAGGUUUUGAAGUUUACAUAGAUUAAGUAUUUUGGACUGAGAUACUUGUGGGGAAUUUAAGGGAAACCACUUUUCAUGAAAUCCUGUGACGAUUCAUAGUUAGGUUCAAAGAAUAGGAUAAUAUGAAAACCUAGUAUGACAGCACUCACUUUGGAGCCAAUUUUUUAAAAGGUGGUCACUUCAAAAAGCAGAGGGGAUCUGUUUUAAGAUGUAUUUGUUUUAUAUGACUUAAAAUGCAAAAUAGCCUUAUUUCCACUGUUAGUACUAUAGUGGAGUUUUCAAAGGCUAUUUUUAAUUUUUAUGAGUAAUUUUUCUGUGGAUAUAAAUUUUUGAAUGCAUUAAAAAUUUUCCUUUUUAUACAGAAAUUCAAAGCAAAUUUAGAUAUUUUCCUUCCAAAAUAUCCACAUUCAGGAUGAGUGACUAGCAAGUAGGGCAGUACAGUGAAAAUUGAAAGUAUACAAAUAGGCUAGACUCAAGCCAGAUGGAUGUCAACAUAUUAUGGCAAAUACUCCCUUAGACUUAACACAUACUACACAAAAUCAAAACUAAAAACAGGAGGCCAAGGCUUAUGGACUGCUUGAACUCAGAUGAUCUAGACAUCUGAGCCAGACUAACUGGGCAUUGUGAUGAACACCUGUAGUCUCAGCUACACAGGAGGCCAAGUGAGGCAAGAGUAUGCUUGAGCUUGAGAAAGAUUGCUGAAGAGUUGUGGCGCCACCAUACUCCGAGGGUGACAAAAAUGAAGACUUUGGGUCCAAAAAAACCCAAAAACCCCAGCCAAGUUCUAAACCAGGUGGUGAGUCACGACCCACAGUAAUUGUAUUAAAGGGCCGUGGCAUUAGGAAGGUUGAGAAGUAGAUUUAAGUAGUUUAGGCUUUAAUGCGGGGCUGGGGGAGGGGAAUGGUGCAAAGAUGUAGUCACUGGUAGUUUAGGCCCCAGACCUACCUCUCCCACUGUAACCCCACAGGUAGAAUGGAGCUGCCUGCAUAAACAGAAUUCCUUGGGUAUUAUUAAACCCAUAAGGUCUUUGGAUAGGCUCACAUCCUAAAAUACUGAAAUCUCACCAAACCAUUUCAGAAAUUUUGAAUAGUAAACAGGAAAUUGUGCAUUUUAAGAUAGCAAAGACCUCCCAGAUUAACAAGUCAAGAUUUUAUGCCCAAAUUCUUACAAAGGUUCUCAGAUGUUACCUCUGCGUUCAACCAUUGACUUGCUUUAAGAAUUUACCAGAAACCACGAAUAGUAUUGCUAAUGGAUAUGUAGCUUUUGUAAAUCUGCGCCUUAAAAUUUUUUCCAUUUUAAACGGUAUAGCCAUUUCUUCCAAGCCGUAGAUCUUCCUAUUGAUAGUAGACCUUCUGAAAAAAAGCCUGAUUGUAUUGCAACCACAAAGCACAUUAAAACAAAUUUAAGCUUAAAAUAUAAAAUCCUACAGUACCAAUUUCUCUAAUACUACUUGUCAGACUGCUCCUUUCAAACCCAAGGGGAGAGAAAGGUAACCUGGGAAAUGUUAAUAGGGACGUAUUUCAGGGACAGGGAUGGAAGAUGGUUGUGCCUACACUGAACAUAACUUACUCUCUGAACACAUUAUUAAUGUACCUGUAAGUGUACAAUAGGUAAGUUAUGUGCAGAUACACCAUUCUAUAGGGACCAUCGGUGGAGUCCUGAAACCAGUAUCCCUGCAGGUACCAAGGGACUAUAGCCAGUACAUCAAGUCAACAAACCAAUAUUUUUUCUUUAGCCAGGGAUGGGUUUGAACCCAUCUUUCUGGCAUAUGGGGCCAGCACCCUACUCCUCUGAGCCACAGGCGCCACCCCAAACCCAGUUUUAAUAACCACUUCCACAACUUGCCUUGGGCUACUACUUUCCUGAUACCCAAACAUACUGGACUGAUUAAGUUCCAACAGUGGAAGAAAUCCCACAGGGGCUGGUAGGUUCAAACACGCCCCAGACCUGCCAAUCAAUGACAAAUACAAUAAAAAAAUAGCUGCGUUGCAGCAGGCACCUGUAAUCCCAGCUACUUGGGAGGCUGAGGCAAGAGAAUCGCUUAAACCGGAGUUGGGAGGUGGCUGCGACCACUGCCUUCUACCCAGAGCCACAUAAUGAAACUGUCUCAAGAAAAAAAGAUUUUUAGCGAAACCCAAUGGUUGACUGAAACUGUUGCUAGCCAGGACUUAUGUAGUCAAAAUAGCCAACAGCUUAGUGGAAAAAAAGCUCUAAACUUGGGCGGCGCCUGUGGCUCAGUGGGUAAGGCGCUGGCCCCACAUACCAAGGGUGGCGGGUUCAAACCCGGCCCCAGUUGAACUGCAACAACAAAAAAAAAUAGCUGGGUGUUGUGGUGGGCGCCUGUAGUCCCAGCUACUCAGGAGGCUGAGGCAAGAGAAUCGCUUAAGCCCAGGAGUUGGAGGUUGCUGUGAGCUGUGUGAGGCCCAUGGCACUCUACCGAGGGCCAUAAAGUGAGACUGUCUGUACAAAAAAGAAAAAAAGCUCUAAACUUUUGUGCUAGUCCAGUUUACAUUUUAAAAGCCCUUUCUCCUCCUGAAUUCAGUUUGGCUCCAAUCUCCCAUUUAUUUGAAAGAGAUCCCAAUAUAGAUCAGUCUUUCCUAAUCUAGAAAAUUGGUUGAUUCCACCAUGACAAUAAAAUUGAAAAAUGGAGUUAAAGUGAAAUACGGUAGAACCACCCAAAACAUAAACCCUCAUUUCCUCUGAUGGCACCCAAUGGAUGGUUUUAAGUGGUUUAUCACAGAGAUAAAGUCCAGGUUAAUUAUGUGCAUGCCAAGAAUUACCACACACAAAGUCCUCUGGAUACUUGAGACUCCUGUGAAAUGUAGCCUUAAGUUUGGCAGUGGCUUUCAGAACAGAAAAUGUUAGCCUAUGGAUCUAUAUGACAACAUAACACCUUUUUUACAUCCUAUUUUAAGUAGUUGCAUCAGCCAGCAGAAAUUCCCCCACCCCAUCUUCAAACAUUCUCUUGUAAUCCACUUACCUGCUAAGUGGCCCCAGGCCCACAACAAACAUAGCUAACCACUGUUAGUUGCAGUACUACGUUGUGUCAAAUAGCAAGGGUCACAUGAACCAUUUGGAUACCUUACUUCCCAAACCCUAAGAUUGUG
Molecule: messenger RNA, 5591 nt
Organism: Nycticebus coucang (slow loris)
Lineage: Eukaryota; Metazoa; Chordata; Mammalia; Primates; Lorisidae
Gene: NFE2L3
Product: NFE2 like bZIP transcription factor 3
Exons: 4
Coding region: 283-2376 (697 amino acids)
Biological process (GO): regulation of transcription by RNA polymerase II
Cellular component (GO): nucleus
Molecular function (GO): RNA polymerase II cis-regulatory region sequence-specific DNA binding; DNA-binding transcription factor activity, RNA polymerase II-specific
Source: RefSeq, a predicted model, not a curated record